This is a messenger RNA of Neopsephotus bourkii (Bourke's parrot), 1279 nucleotides long. RefSeq names its product ultra-long-chain fatty acid omega-hydroxylase-like. The record is from RefSeq and is a predicted model, not a curated record. Lineage: Eukaryota; Metazoa; Chordata; Aves; Psittaciformes; Psittacidae. The transcript has 10 exons. Gene Ontology annotation, molecular function: oxidoreductase activity, acting on paired donors, with incorporation or reduction of molecular oxygen; iron ion binding; monooxygenase activity. The annotation marks the transcript as partial.
GUUUCCCCCGCAGCCUCCAUUGCCCCCAAGGUCCCGCUCUUCUACGGCUUCCUCCAGCCCUGGCUGGGGGACGGGCUGCUGCUGAGCCAUGGGCGCAAGUGGGUGCAGCACCGGCGCCUCCUGACCCCCGCCUUCCAUGGGGACCGGCUCAAGGCCUACCUGGGGGUCUUCAACCAGAGCACCCGCGUCAUGCACGACAAGUGGCGCGCAGCAGCAGCAUCAGCACCCAUGGGUGCUGCGGUGGCGCUGGAGGUGCUGGACCAGCUCAGCCUCCUCACCCUGGACACCCUCCAGAGAUGCAUCUUCAGCCACGAGAGCCACUGCCAGCAGCAGCCCAGUGAGUACAUCAAGGCCAUCCUGGAGCUGAGCAGGUUGGUGGUGCGGCGCCAGCAGCACCUUCUCCAUUACCCGUGGUGGCUUUACCGGCUCUCGGGCGAUGGGCGCCGCUUCACCCGGGCCUGUGCCACCGUCCAUGGCUUCACCGCGGCCGUGGUGCAGCGCCGGCGCCAGGCUCUCCAGCGCCUGGGCCACCAGGCUUGGUUGGACCAGCACCAUGGACAGCGCAUGGACUUCAUCGACCUCCUGCUGCUCGCUAAGGACGAGGAUGGGAACACGCUGUCGGACGAGGACAUCGCAGCCGAAGCCAACACCUUCAUGUUUGCAGGCCACGACACCACAGCCAGCGCCUUGGCUUGGCUGCUCUACAACCUGGCCAGCCACCAGCAGCACCAGGACCGCUGCCGCCAGGAGGUCCAGGAGCUCCUCAAGGGCCGGGAUGUGGAAGCCAUCGAAUGGGAGGACCUGUCCCACCUGCCCUUCACCACCAUGUGCAUCAAGGAGAGCCUCCGCCUGCAUCCCCCGGUGACCGCCGUGUCCCGCUGCUGCACCCAGGACCUGGACACGUGUGAUGGAAGGGUCAUCCCCAAGGGGGUCAUCUGCUUGAUGAGCAUCUAUGGGACCCAUCACAACCCCGAAAUGUGGCCUGAUCCUCAGGUCUACGACCCAUUGAGGUUCAGCCCAGAGAACAGCCAGGGCCGGUCCCCAUUGGCCUUCAUCCCCUUCUCUGCUGGCCCCAGGAACUGCAUCGGGCAGAGGUUCGCCAUGGCUGAGAUGAAGGUGGUGGUGGCCCUGACCCUGGCUCGGUUCCGCAUCCACCUGGACACGGCGCGGCCACCGCGGCGCAAGCCCGAGCUCAUCCUGCGCACUGAGGAUGGGCUCUGGCUGCUGCUGGAGCCGCUGCCCAAGGGGGCCUGAGGGACACCAUGGAGAAGCCAUGGGG